Equus caballus (horse) is the source of this 3076-nucleotide messenger RNA. It is a transcript of the gene KIRREL2, whose product is annotated as kirre like nephrin family adhesion molecule 2. NCBI's taxonomy places the organism in Eukaryota, Metazoa, Chordata, Mammalia, Perissodactyla, Equidae. Gene Ontology annotation, cellular component: cell-cell junction; plasma membrane. Gene Ontology annotation, biological process: cell-cell adhesion. The record is from RefSeq and is a predicted model, not a curated record. Gene Ontology annotation, molecular function: cell adhesion molecule binding.
AUGUGUGUGAGCGUGGGGAAGUGGGCUCGGGGUCCCGCCCACCUGCCCGGCCAGCUGCGCAGCGCACUGGCCUGCCUGCAGCGUGGGAACGCCCCAGCUGGGCGGCAGCAGCCGUCAGGACAAGCUGUGCGGUUCCCAGCCUCCCUGCCGCCCCCAGCCCGGCCCCGCGCCGCCCAGCCGUCGCCCGGCAACCACGGCCUGAGCCCGGACUGCGGGGUCUUGGCAAAGGAGGGGCUGGGGGCCUGGAUCUUCGGGCCUGCUUUGGGUUGCAGCGUCUGCGGGAUCUUGGGGGCCACACUCAGGAUGCUGGUCCCCGCCCUCCUCCUCCUCUUUCUCUGCCUCAGAGGGCGUGCAGGCGGAUUGCCCCACUUCCUGCAGCAGCCCGACGACCUGGUGGUACUGCUGGGGGACGAGGCCCGGCUGUCCUGUGCCCUGGGCGCAUACCGGGGGCUGGUUCAGUGGACUAAGGAUGGGCUGGCUCUAGGGGGUGAAAGGGACCUGCCAGGAUGGUCCCGGUACUGGAUAUCAGGGAAUGCAGCCAGUGGUCAGCACGACCUUCACAUUAAGCCCGUGGAGCUAGAGGAUCAAGCAUCGUACGAAUGUCAGGCUACACAAGCAGGCCUCCGCUCUCGACCAGCCCAACUGCAUGUCCUGGUGCCCCCAGAAGCCCCCCAGGUGCUGGGUGGCCCGUCCGUGUCUCUGGUUGCUGGGGUUCCUGCGAAUCUGACUUGUCGGAGCCAUGGGGAUGCCCACCCCACCCCUGAGCUGCUGUGGUUCCGAGAUGGGGUCCGGCUGGAUGGGACCACCUUCCACCAGACCCUGCUGAAGGAAGGGACCACUGGAUCAGUAGAGAGCAUCUUAUUCCUGACCCCUUCCAGCCGUGAUGAUGGAGCCACCUUGGUCUGCCGGGCCCGGAGCCAGGCCCUGCCCGCAGGGAAGGACACAGCUAUCACACUGAGCCUGCAGUACCCCCCAGUGGUGACUCUGUCUGCAGAACCACAGACUGUGCAAGAGGGAGAGAAGGUCACUUUCCUAUGCCAGGCCACGGCCCAACCUCCUGUCACUGGCUAUAGGUGGGCAAAGGGGGGCUCCCCGGUGCUAGGGGCCCGCGGGCCAAUGUUGGAGGUCGUGGCGGACGCCUCUUUUCUGACCGCACCGGUGUCCUGCGAGGUCAGCAACGCAGUGGGUAGCGCCAACCGCAGCACCGCGCUGGAUGUGCAGUUCGGGCCAAUUCUGCAGGCCAAGCCAGAGCCCCUGUCGGUAGACGCGGGGGAAGACGCCUCCUUCAGCUGUGCCUGGCGCGGGAACCCGCUCCCACGGGUAACCUGGACCCGCCGCGGGGGCACGCAGGUGCUGGGCUUCGGGCCCACGCUGCGUCUUCCGUCAGUGGGGCCCGAGGAUGCAGGCGACUACGUGUGCAGGGCUGAGCCGGGGCUCUCGGGCCGGGGGGGUGGCGCUGCUGAGGCUAGGCUGACUGUGAAUGCUCCCCCGAUAGUGACCGCCCUGCAGUCUGCUCCCGCCUCCCUGAGGGGCCCCGCCCGCCUCCAGUGUCUAGUCUUCGCGUCCCCCGCCCCAGAGGCCGUGGUCUGGUCUUGGGAUGAGGGCUUCCUGGCAGCGGGGUCGAGGGGUCGGUUCCUGGUGGAGACGUUCCCAGCUCCGGAAGGCCGCGGGGGACAAGGUCCGGGUCUGAUCUCUGUGCUACACAUUUCUGGAACCCAGGAGUCCGACUUUAGCCGGGGUUUCAACUGCAGUGCCCGGAACCGGUUGGGCGAGGGAGGCACCCGGGUCAGCCUGGGCCGUCGAGACUUGCUGCCCACUGUGCAGAUCGUCGCUGGAGUGGCUGCUGCAGCCUUGACUCUCCUUAUGGUCAUCACUGGGGUGGCCCUCUGCUGCUGGCGCCACGGCAAGGCCUCUUUCUCCAAGCAAAAGAACCUGGUGCGAAUCCCAGGCAGCAGCGAUGGCUCCAGUUCGAGGGGCGCCGAGGAGGAGACAGGCAGCGGCGGGGACCGGGGCCCCAUCGUGCACACGGACCACAGUGACCUGGUUCUGGACGAGGAGGGAACUCUGGAGAGCAAGGACCCAACCAACGGUUACUACAAGGUCCGAGGAGUCAGUGUGAGCCUGAGCCUUGGUGAAGCCCCUGGAGGAGGCCUCUUCCUGCCACCCCCCUCUCCCCUUGGACCUCCAGGGACCCCUACCUUCUAUGACUUCAACCCGCACCUGGGCGUGGUCCCUCCCUGCAGACUGUAUAGAGCCAGGGCAGGUUAUCUCACCACACCCCAUCCACGAGCUUUCACCAGCUACAUCAAGCCCACAUCCUUUGGACCCCCAGAUCUAGCCCCCGGGACUCCCCCCUUCCCAUAUGCUGCCUUCCCCACACCCGGCCACCCACGUCUCCAGACUCAUGUGUGACAUCUCUCCAGCUGAAGAGUCCUAGGGUCUUCAACUUGCCAUAAUGGUUUGUCCUGAUUUCUAAGAACCAGAACAAGUUGGCGAACUUACUCCUCCAAAAUUGAACAUUGAGAGGAGGGAAAGAUUGCUACAGUUGUCUGGGUCAUUGAUGUACAGUCAGCUCAGCCAAAGGCAACGUCCCAAGUGGGAGCAAGAUGGCCACUAUGCCCACCUCUCCCUGCGUGGGAAAGAGAUUCAAGAUGGCAGAUGGGCCCUUUGAGAGGGAUGGAGACAGGGGGUGAUGGGAGUUAGGGGCAGGGAUGGAAGUUGUUUCCAGACACUGAAAGAAGGUAUUUCAAGAUGACUACCUGCAUUGAGAAGAAAGGUAACAUAGAGCAGAUUAAGAUGGUAGCCAGGCCAGGCCAUGUGCUGAAGGGCACUUUGCUUGGCCAGUGGAAGUGCUGCCAAGAUGGCCCUUCACUCCCUGGGAACCCAAGAUGGCCACCAUCUUGAUUCCUUCCAUCUUCCUUAAAGAAGAAGAAGUGGACCUGGAAGAAAAGGAGUGAGGAUAGGGCGAGAACUGUCCCUGGAGGUGGGGGAGGGGAAUCUGGGGAUGAGAAUAUUUAUGUUUAAUAAAAAAAAAGUCGAGAAGUGAAUGUGUCUUAGGGUUCUCCUGGUGUUAUUA